CGAGCUUGACAUCAGAAAAUCAAUCGCCUUCGCAAUCACGCAGCCAUCACUCCCUGAACUGCCUCAUCAAUACCGUAGAGUCCAAUUCAAGCCGUCAAGAUGAUCCGCGCAGGUGCUGCAAGAGCCCUCUACGCCGUCACAAGGACCCAGGUUCCCCGACAACUACCUGCUUUCCGAUCUCAGAUCUCGUCGUCCCUUCUGCAAUCUUCCCGAGUCACUCCUUCAUUCGUCCUUCCAAGCAUACGAUGCUAUUCCGCGCCCGCGGGACUCUCCAAAGAUGAGGUUCAAGGGCGGAUAAUGGAUCUGUUGAAGAAUUUUGACAAGGUCACAGAUGCAUCAAAGAUCUCGGGCACAUCACACUUCCAGAAUGACCUUGGAUUGGACAGCUUGGAUACCGUCGAGGUGGUGAUGGCCAUCGAGGAAGAAUUCAGCAUCGAGAUUCCAGACAAGGAGGCGGAUGCUAUCCACAGCGUCGACCAAGCCGUCACGUACAUUUGCGCACAGCCCGACGCUCACUAAAUCCGUGUGAUGAUGAAGGUGUAGAUUGUGGUCAGGCACAAAAACCAAUGGUUGUACAUUUUCCUCAACCCCGGACGCUGGAUGGCAGUUUGUACUAUCAGAAAACAAUAUUAGAUUCAUGAGAUCUCCACAAUGGCACUCGAUAUGCUGGAUCGCUGAACAUUUAAUUCCCGGGCCUACUUUUCUAUCUUUUGUUCUAUACACAUCUAUACCGUUCUAAUUCGCG
Molecule: messenger RNA, 745 nt
Organism: Exophiala oligosperma
Lineage: Eukaryota; Fungi; Ascomycota; Eurotiomycetes; Chaetothyriales; Herpotrichiellaceae
Product: acyl carrier protein
Exons: 4
Coding region: 100-519 (139 amino acids)
Biological process (GO): fatty acid biosynthetic process
Cellular component (GO): mitochondrion
Molecular function (GO): acyl binding; acyl carrier activity
Source: RefSeq, a predicted model, not a curated record